Amorphotheca resinae ATCC 22711 is the source of this 1105-nucleotide messenger RNA. RefSeq lists its product as hypothetical. The record is from RefSeq and is a predicted model, not a curated record. The transcript is spliced from 6 exons. Lineage: Eukaryota; Fungi; Ascomycota; Leotiomycetes; Helotiales; Amorphothecaceae. The coding region runs from base 56 to 1012 and encodes 318 amino acids.
ACCUCACCUUACCUACAGCCCAUCCACCAACACAAUCAUCUCAACCCACGCCAUCAUGGACAAAGUUUCAGCGUUUGGCAAGAAUUUCACGGCCUCUUUCACUCCUUUUGCGGCGCGUACGCAACAGUUUGUGAAGGAGCAGCUUGGCCAGGCCGAGGAUAAGACUCAACUUCCCCCGGAUUACAUUGAGCUGGAGAAAAGGGUCGAUGCCUUGAAGCAGGUUCACCAGAAGAUGCUGCAGGUUACAUCUCAGUAUUCUAACGAAGCGUAUGACUACCCGAAUAACAUCAAAGAGUCCUUCAGCGACCUUAGUCGUACUGUCAGCGAGAAAGUACACCUCCUUACAACUGCGACAUCGCCAGCCGAGGCUCAGGCUGCCCUCACAGCUCCUCCAUCAGCCAAGCCGCAACCAAAAACUUUCAGCCAUGCCAUUGCGCGUGCUAGCUUGGCAAGCAGCCAGCUGCUUCAACAACAGCAUUCGGGAGCUGGCGAAGACCCUCUUGCAACAGCCCUCGAGAAGUAUGCUCUAGCCAGCGAGCGUGUUGGCGAAGCCAGACUCGCCCAGGAUUCUCAGAUACAAAGCCGAUUCCUCGCAGGGUGGAGUACAACGUUAAAUACGAAUCUAAUGUUCGCGACUCGCGCUAGAAAGAGUGUCGAGAAUUCGAGACUGUUGCUCGAUGCCGCUAAAGCGAAAUCCAAGGGCUCCGGCUGGCAUCUGCCAGGACAAGCAGGCGCACGAGGAGACGGUCGUGAUGAUGAGGCUGCGACAGAGGAAGCCAGAGUCGAGAUUGAACAGGCCGAAGAUGAAUUUGUUGGUCAAACAGAGGAAGCUGUUGGCGUUAUGAAGAAUGUCCUUGAUACUCCUGAACCACUCCGAAAUCUCGCGGAUUUGAUCGCGGCACAGCUUGAAUACCAUAAGAAGGCAUACGAGAUCCUGAGCGAGCUAGCACCUGUCGUUGAUGGUCUACAGGUUGAGCAAGAGGUACAGCGCUCUAAGGACUUCUCUGCAUAACGGGUUGCUGAUGAAGCAUUUUGCAGGCCAGCUACCGCAAAAGCCGUGACGGGACUGCUUAAUUGGCAUGACUCUGACUGAUUGGGUCACAGG